Messenger RNA from Camellia sinensis, 1462 nucleotides. RefSeq lists its product as uncharacterized. The record is from RefSeq and is a predicted model, not a curated record. NCBI's taxonomy places the organism in Eukaryota, Viridiplantae, Streptophyta, Magnoliopsida, Ericales, Theaceae.
CCGGAGCGCUUUCCUGUCGUGGUUGUGAAUUUUGAUUUUCAAGACGCAAAGAAAGGGACAAGGGUCACAAAACCCACGCAUCCUCGAUUCUACUGUCCUCACCUGGGGCUUCCCUAAUACUACUUACAUCCCUCAAUUUAUUUUCUCUGCGAUUCCUUCCAAUUUUCUCAGCUUCAUCAGAUUGAUCUAUUUGUUCCCCCAAACAUGCCUUCCGAAGAUUCAAAGCCGGUGAAGAAAGAGGAGGUUGGGGACGAAAACGAUGACAAACCCUUGGGUUCUGUUAUCGAAAACCGAAAGAAGAAACCCAACAAUGCCACCCCCAAUUCUCGACCCAUCAAGGAAUCCAAAGUAAAGAAAGAAGAACCCAACGACAACGGCGAUUAUUUUGAGAAACCCACUUCUAAGAAGAGCUCAUCCAACAAGAUUGACAAGGUAAAGAAGGAAGAAUCUAAAGGCAAUGAUGAUUUUCAAGAACCCACUUCUAAGAAGAGCUCAUCCAACAAGAUUGACAAGGUAAAGAAGGAAGAAUCUAAAGACAAUGAUGAUUUUCAAAAACCCACUUCUAAGAAGAGCUCCUCCAACAAGAUUGACAAGGUAAAGAAGGAAGAAUCUAAAGACAAUGAUGAUUUCCAAAAACCCACCACUAAGAAGAGCUCCAACAAGAUUGACAAGGUGCACAAAAAGAGUAAGAUAAAGAAGGAGGAGGACAAGAAAAAAGGGGCCAAAGAAGCUGAGCAGAAUGGGAAGAAAAGGGAAAAGAAGGUUUAUGAUUUGCCUGGUCAGAAGCGAGACCCUCCUGAGGAAAGAGACCCACUGAGGAUUUUCUAUGAAACUUUGUAUGAGCAAGUGCCUCAUAGUGAAAUGGCUGCUUUCUGGAUGAUGGAGUCUGGCUUGCUCCCCAAGGAGUUGGCAAAGAAAAUUUACGAGAAGAAACAGAAAAAGAGUCAGCCGACGAAAACUGUUGUCACCACUGUAAAGAAGAGCUCCGAGUCUGUUACUGUGAAGAGAAAAAUAACAUCCUCCCCAGUUUCUUCACAGAAAAACAAGACACCAAGUUCCAAAGACUCAUCGAAGAUGUCCAAGAAACGCAAGAUUGAGGAAGAAGGUAUAUCCAGGGAUGAAUCAGAUGAUGACUUUGUUUUGGCCAAAAGAGUAGCCAAGAAACAAAAAGCAGCUUAAUUUGUUAGAAGAAGUUUAAUAUAGUGAUUGGGUAGCAUUGGAUCGCCUGUUCCAAAUUUUACUGCAUCAUCAUCAGGGAAGUAGGCUCUGUUUUCUGGUAAGUCUUGUACUGCUCAUUGCAAAUUUCAUUUCUAAAUUCGAAUAUAACUUUGUUGGAUAACUUUUUAAAUUGCAAAAGCUAUUUUAACCACUUGUGUGGCUUUUUACUGCCAGUUAUGGUCUUGGACUGAUUUGCUAUUAUUUGGUUUUCCAUCCAAAUAGAUUGAAAGUGUAAUUCUUACCA